Messenger RNA from Aspergillus tanneri, 3648 nucleotides. RefSeq names its product serine/threonine-protein kinase (gene BRSK1). The transcript is spliced from 5 exons. Gene Ontology annotation, cellular component: cytoplasm. Gene Ontology annotation, biological process: intracellular signal transduction; protein phosphorylation. Gene Ontology annotation, molecular function: protein serine/threonine kinase activity; ATP binding. Lineage: Eukaryota; Fungi; Ascomycota; Eurotiomycetes; Eurotiales; Aspergillaceae. The record is from RefSeq and is a predicted model, not a curated record. The coding region runs from base 1 to 3648 and encodes 1215 amino acids.
AUGUCUAUCGCCACAAGCCCACGAUCGCCCAAAGGAAAUGUGGAAAUCAAUUGCCUUUCGCCAGUCACAGACUCGCAAGCAGGAUCGCAUCGCAACUCGGUCCUCUCUGCACAUUCGGUAGUCUCAAACAAAGGAAAGAGGAAGACUCACAUCGGACCAUGGCAAUUGGGCAGAACCCUCGGCAGAGGGUCCACAGGUCGUGUGAGAUUAGCAAAACAUGCGCUGACAGGACAGACGGCCGCGAUCAAGAUUGUCUCCAAGAAGUCCGCGGCAAUAGCUCAAAGCGAAAGCAUUGCAGCGAUGGACAGAAAUAUUGGAGGUUCCAGUGGCACAGGGGCAAGGCCAAUGCCAUCUGGCAUUGAAAGAGAGGUAGUCAUUAUGAAGCUCAUUGAACAUCCAAAUGUAAUCAGUCUAUACGAUGUCUGGGAGAAUCGAGGCGAACUGUAUCUCGUACUGGAGUACGUCGAGGGCGGAGAAUUGUUUGACUAUGUGUCAAAUCAUGGCCCGCUUCCAGAGGAGGAAGCCGUUCGGAUAUUUCGACAGAUUAUUGCGGGCCUUGGACAUUGUCAUCGAUUCAAUAUCUGCCACCGAGACCUGAAACCGGAGAACAUUUUGCUGGAUGCAUGGCACAACGUUAAGCUCGCUGAUUUCGGCAUGGCUGCGCUCCAGCCAAUAGGCCACUGGUUGAACACUUCAUGUGGAAGUCCACAUUAUGCUGCGCCUGAAAUCAUAUACGGCCGGAGAUAUCGAGGAGAUAAGGCAGAUAUAUGGAGUUGUGGGAUCAUACUAUACGCACUGUUGACAGGAUACCUCCCAUUUGACGGGGGUGAUCUCCCUAAGACACUACAGUUGGUCAAAAAGGCCGAGUUCUUCAUCCCAAGGGAGAUCAGCUACGAAGCUGCCGAUCUGAUCCAGCGUAUUCUCCAGAAAAAGCCCGAGGACCGUAUCACCAUGGAUAAUAUUUUCAUGCAUCCUCUACUGCAGAAGUACGAAAAAUUUCACCAGGCAAGAUCCAACCACUAUCUAGGUCCAGCGCCACCAAUAUCCGUAGACGACUGCGGCCCACCCGUGAACAGCAGGCACGAUGUUGAUUUUGACCUCUUGAGGAACCUGCAAACGCUCUGGCAUGAUGUAAAGCCUGAGAUGCUAAUCCAGCGACUCCUAGAGCCUGAACCAACCCAGGAACGUAUGUUUUACAAUGCGUUGGUCAAAUUUAGAAAUGAACAGCUAGAGAACUACCAAGGACAAGCUCUUGAGUACUCUGCUAGCGACUACCACCACAUCUCGCGUGGGUCGGCCCGUAUAUCUAAUAAAAGAGCCCAAGGUUCUCGGAAGCGAAACCAGGUUGCAGCCAUCCGAGAGAGAAAAUUAAACAGUUCUACUAGAGAGCCAAAAUCCUGCGCAACGGUAGAGAGCUAUGACCCGUUUCGGUCCCCAAAGAAUCAGGCUCCAGAACCGGAGGUUGGAUUCGCUCAAAUCACCAUUCAUCGAACAGUCUCCAAGGGUGCACACGAACAACGACCUACAGAAGUGAUACAGGAGUCCAGUCCUAUGCCCAAUGCGAAGACUAUUUUAGAGGAUUGUCCUCCAAGCUCCCCUUUCGCACUCGUACGCAAUAAGCGGUUGAAGGUCAAUUCUAUGAAGUCCUUCCAGUCGAAGACAUCAUAUUCAGGCUCCCGUCGACCAUUGAACGGUACACCAACUCCACGCUCCGCCAGUUACAAGCGAAAUGUAUGUUUCCGUCAUACUCGGAACCGCUCACAAGGAUCUAUAUCCGCUAUAGCAACCAACGCUCAUGUGAAUACUCCAAUUGCGAAGAAAGAAGACAGAGAUAUUGGUUUUGAAUCAGACGAUGAUACUAGUCCUUUCUCCGACAGGUUUAGCAGCCCACUGCUACCAACUCAGCCCACAGUGGUUCGAGGAGCCGGCGUCACCAUCAAAAACUGCCUUCAUCCAAGGAAAGUGAGAGAAUCUGAUUUCAUUUGGAAAGAUGAAGCAAGAAAAGUUUCUCAUGAACUGAGUCAAAUCUGCGAAGAAGCUUUCAACGGUGGCUCUGUCUCAACGGGUUGCACCACGAGUACAUGCAUGGACUCAGAGACUCCAGCAACUUCAGUCUCAAUGAAUACUCCUGAGGAUUCAUAUCGUCAAUUUGCCCCCACAAAAUCGAAGAGAAAAUCAGGUUCAUCGACCCCAGGCGCUUCGCCAGGGUCGUACACUGCUGCAGAGUUGGCCGAAACUCGUCGCAAGUUGAUUGAACACUCUACGCAGGACGGGUCUGGGGAUGUUCCAGCAUACCUUACAGCUGUUAUUGGUCAUCUUGAUCGAUUAAUCCUGCAAGAUAAGCUGAGACACCCUGAUAAGGCGAACAAAACUGAUGAUUUCGACGUUUCGUCUCAGACCGACCCAUUCCAUAAAUCGCCUAACGAACCUACGUCUCUGCCAAUAAUAUCCGAAGAAUUGAAUAUACACACAGGCAAUGAAGCCACAGUGAAUGAACAGCAGGCUAAGAUGAUAGCUGCGCACCGAAGCUCUGAUCGUCCCUCAAGCAGCACUACUCACUCGGGUAAGAAGACUAUCCGAAUGGUGCCUCAGAGUUCCAUGCAGUCAAUCGAUAACGCCAAACCUUUGAACCUGCGGAAGAGAAAUCGCAACCGACCAGCCGAUUCUGGCGACACCGAGCGGUUACUCGAGGAAUUCAGUGAAGUCAAACCAGAUACCAGUCGGUAUACCUCUUUCGGUUCUCGUUCUUCUCGCAAUCCUUGCGAAUUGGCUCCCAUUGCAGAAAUCCCACCAAAAUCCCCAAGGCGCAGUGGUGCACAGGCUUCCGAAAGUAAGAAAUGGUCAUGGUUUCGCAAUAGGUCUCAGGCCUCCAGCGACACGGCAAAGCUGCCCGUUGAUGCUAAGCUACUGCAUCCAAGUUCCGACACGGUGAUUGUGCAUGAGCUUAACCAGCCCGCAGAGACUCCCACUGGCCAAGAGGAAGAAGAGUCUUCCAAGGUAGAAGAGCAGUCACACGUGAGGCAGAAAGGUGGAUUUUUAAGAAAGCUUAUGAGAAGAAAACCAAGCAAGGACCCCGACGCCACAUCACCAGUUGCAGCACCUGUACCAACACCAGCGGAAAGUACUGUUGAGAGUAGUCCCCCACUCAACAAGGCCAAAGAUGAAUUCUUUGAGCCCGACAAAUCCCAGAGACCUCUACCACGAAGACCACGGCGCGAGGGAAAAAGCCAUAACUGGUUCGCACGUGUGUUUCAGUUCAGGCCCGCCACCAGAGUAAUAGCCUUGAAUACAUCGAAGAUAAAAGGUCGCAAGGACGUAUACAAGAUCCUCCGCGAGUGGAAACAAUACGGGAUGGAGGAUGUAUACCUGGACAAAGCCAACAGCGUGAUUCAUGGCCGGGUUAGCGAAGUAAACUUUCUUCGUCUUCGACCUGUCAAGUUCUCUGCGGAGUUUUAUACCGUACUCGAACAUGGUCGGCAGGCCAAUCUCAGCCUUGUCCGAUUCAGACAGGAACAAGGAGCGGUUUCAUCCUUUAACAAGGUCGUUGACACUCUGUACAUGGUGAUGAAACAGCGUGGCAUACUUGUGGAAGAUUCUUCCCGUGCCAAAAAGAUGACUCGGGUUCUAGACGCAUUCCCAGAUUCCUAA